Molecule: messenger RNA, 1828 nt
Organism: Spodoptera litura
Lineage: Eukaryota; Metazoa; Arthropoda; Insecta; Lepidoptera; Noctuidae
Gene: Alg1
Product: ALG1, chitobiosyldiphosphodolichol beta-mannosyltransferase
Cellular component (GO): endoplasmic reticulum
Molecular function (GO): mannosyltransferase activity
Source: RefSeq, a predicted model, not a curated record
AGUAUGACAUUGGUUUUUCAUUGUGACUGUCAAGUGUCAAGUCAAUAGUGUCAAUUUGCUUAACAGCCAAGAGCGCGAUUUGCCGAAAUCAAAAGUUUGAAAACAAAUUGUAUUAAAUAAAAUCGCCAAUAACAGAAUUUAUUAACUAGAAAAACUAUGAAUUAAGUUUAAGGCUCGUGAGUGUAAACUUGUGUUUUAACACCAUGGCGUCAGAACACGAAAGAAAAGUUGUUAAAGUGGUUGUUUUGGGCGAUAUCGGUAGAAGUCCACGUAUGCAAUAUCACGCGUUAUCUCUUGCAAACAAUGGAUUGGAUGUGAAUAUUAUUGGUUAUUUGGAUUCUGAACCUCUAUCGGAAAUUACAGAACAUCCUCACAUAACCAUUACCCAACUCCAUCCUAUCAGUAUUGGCCCUAGAUUGAUAAGAUAUGUAGCCAAAACGAUUUGGCAGACAAUAAGUUUACUGUUUACGUUAUAUGUAACCGGCAAAUGCCAUUAUGUUCUGUGUCAGAACCCACCGGCAAUACCUACAUUACCAGUAUGUAGAAUAUAUUGCUUAUUUAGUAAAGCUAAAUUUAUUAUAGACUGGCACAACUAUGCAUAUUCAAUAAUGGCUAUGUCUCUGUCGCCUGACCACAUUAUUGUCAGAAUAGCCAGGUUUAUUGAAACAUUCUUUGGCCAGUCAGCAGAUCAAAGUAUGUGUGUCACAUAUUCUAUGAAGGAAGACCUAAUGAUGAAUUGGAAUGUAAACAAUGCAAUAGUUCUUUACGACAGGCCACCAAAAAUAUUUAGGCCACUUACGAUACAAGAAAAACAUGACUGGUUCCUUCAGCUCAGCAAGACCUAUCCUGCAUUUGGGGAUGAGGAAUUAAGUGAAGUUAAUGUGCCUAAUGCAAAAACUCGAUUUACUAAAGAAGUCAAUGGCAAAGUAGAACUAAGGUCUGACAGACCAGGCCUUCUGUUUAGCAGCACCAGCUGGACUGCUGAUGAAGAUUUUGGAUUGCUUAUGGAGGCUUUACAACUUUAUGAAAAUUCUUGUAAUCUUACUGAUAAAUUACCAAAAUUGGUCUGUGUGAUUACUGGUAAGGGACCUGAGAAAGAGUGGUAUCUCAAGAAGAUAGAGCAGAAGCAAUGGAAGAACAUCCAGGUGUUCACACCUUGGCUGGAAGCUGCUGAUUAUCCCAAAAUGGUGGCCAGUGCAGAUCUCGGAGUUUGUUUGCACACCAGUUCAUCUGGACUAGACCUCCCUAUGAAAGUUGUUGACAUGUUUGGUGCUGGAUUACCUGUUUGUGCUUUUGAUUUUCUAUGCCUUGACGAACUUGUUGAAAACGGAGUAAAUGGAUACACCUUUAGAACAAGUGAAGAACUCUACAAAGAAUUAACAAAUUGGUUCCAAGGUUUUCCAAAUAACAGUCAGCAGAAUGCAAUAGCGGAUAGAAUGCGCAAGGAGAUCACCUCUUUCAGAGAAGUUGGUUGGGAAGACAACUGGAACCUUAGAGUUAAAAAACUAUUUCAAUAAUAUAUUACUGUAUUAUAAUGCUAUUGCUAUUGUAAAUAAUUCCAAAUCAUAUUGUUAAUAAAUUAUACCAUAACAAUAUUGUUAAAUUAUUUAAGAGUUGGUAUUGACACACUUAAUGAUUAACUACUUAUUUUCUGGGACUUUGCAGUCAAGAGGUCUGUUACUAAACUGCGAAUUAAUAUUCUACUACACAGUUAUGCAAUGCAAAGAACAAACUAAAGUAACAUCAAUAAAUAAAUGAUUGAAUUUCUUCUUCAAUACUUUCAUAAGGAUUACUCAAAAUUAUGAAACUAAACCUAAAAAGGUUUCAA